Molecule: messenger RNA, 366 nt
Organism: Durusdinium trenchii
Lineage: Eukaryota; Dinophyceae; Suessiales; Symbiodiniaceae
Source: the annotation of a GenBank genome assembly
GAGGGCGAUGACAACUUUGCAGAGCACGAGCACCAGCAUUUCACCCAUGAGGAGCAAAACGAACCAGACGCAGAGCUCGAGGCGGAGAUGCUGGAUGAGAAUGAUGAGACGGAGGCCACUGAGCCUUUAGAGGAGCCUCAUGAAGAGGAGCGGGAGGAGCAGCCGCACUAUGAUGAUGGGCUAGAUGAUGAGCAGGAAUAUGAGAAGCCGGAGGGGCCCGAAGCUCCCUAUGAGGACGACGAUGGGGACAGCGAUACCGAAGUGCUCCUCACAUGGUCCAAGGACAAGCGUGGGAACUACAUACAGCACGAGAAGAGGGUGAAGCGUGAGCCCCAGGUCGAGGAGCACAAGCCCCCGAUCGAGAAG